ACUAAAAUUCACUGAAUUUAGAUUUUCUGGGCGUGUUAUAUUAAAAAACAUGUUUUCUCUUCUUUUUGCAUCCGUGUCAUUCAGAGAUGAAGUUCAUUUGUUUGGCUGUCCUGAUUAUUAGUGGAGCUACAGAUUCAAGAUCAGAGCAGUAUAAAGCAGUUGGUCCUGCAGAUCCUGUAUUUGUUGUAGCUGGUGAAGAUGUGAUUCUGCCCUGUUCAGUCAAACCCAACAUCAGUGUUGUGGACAUGAGAGUCGAGUGGAUUAGACCUGAUCUGAAAAACUCACUAGUGCAUCUCUAUGAGGAUCAUGAAGACAGAAACACAGAGCAGAUCGAGUCCUACAGAGGGAGAACAGAACUGAAUCAUCAAGAACUACAGACAGGAGAUGCAUCACUCAAACUGUCAUCAGUCCAAGUCUCUGAUGAAGGACGUUACAAGUGUUUUAUUCAGUCCAAAUCCUGGUCUGAUGACGCCACUGUAGAUUUUAUUGUUGAAGUUGUAGGACGUCCUCCAGUGAUCACUGUAGAUGGGUUUGAUGAUUCAGGAGGGCUUCAUCUACAGUGUGAAUCUGAAGGUUGGCACCCUGAACCUGUUCUUGAGUGGCUGGACAGUGAAGGAGUUAUUUUGAGUUCAGAAACUACAGACACACACAGAAACACAGAUGGAUUCAGUGUGAAACAAACCAUCACUGUAUAUCACAGCGACAAGAUUCACUGCAGAGUCAAACUGAGACAUCACACGCUGGAGGCAGUAAUUAUCAGCUCAAGUAAUAUGUUUCAUCUUUGGAGGGCAUCAGCCAUCCUGUUUUCAGUUAUAGUCGUGCUCAGUGGAUUUGCUGCAGUUCUGAUAGCGGUGUUCGUUCACGAAUACAGAGAACACAAUCAACUACAGAAUGAGAACAGGAGAAUAAAACAUGAACUUGAACUUUUGCAGAGUCAGAAGAUACCAAAAGAGUUUGGUAGAAUACAAACUGUCACUGGAUAAAUGCAGCCAAAUGGUUCAGAUCCCAAAUGAUCAAACAGUGAAUUCAAAAACUGUGGAUGGCGAUUCAGCUAAUGCAUGUCUCACUGAGUCUGAACAUGGGAAAGAAAUAAUAGAUGACGAAACAAAACCAUAAGAAGGUAACAAUUGAGGCAAAAUGACAAAUUUGAUCAAAAUUCUUUAUGAUGAUGAGACAGAUGGAUGGAGUGUAUUUUUAACUUUUACACUAUAACCAUACUGUAAUUGAUGAUGAUGCAAAACUAGGCUGCAAUACAACAAUGACACAACUUUUUACAAUCUUAUCACAGUUGACACAGUGUUAUUUAAACCCUAAACAAUAUUCAGUGUAGGUGAUUCAAUUAUAAACUAAAUUUGUGUAAUAAAAUUUACUUUGAGCAUGUAAAUGUUUUAUCAUGCAUGUAAUACCUACCCAUGAAUAAUACGUAAAUGUGAUGCUAAAAUACAAAAUGUUUCUAUAGUUCUAUUUUAUUCAACUCAAAUGAAGUUCUAUUUCUAUUCUCGCCAGACGGUGGCGCUAGGUACUUAUUAUUUAAUUGGUAAACUCUUGAUCCAGUGAAUUUGGGCUGGAGUCAUAGAAGACUCCUUGCUUGCUGUCUGUAUGUACAAUGAAGGUCUGAUAUUUCUGAACAUAAUGUAAAAAGAUUGAAAAAACUGAUUGUUAUGAAACUAAUAUCUUAUGUAGUCCAUUUCUUUUUAAAAUAAACCAUCAAAUGUAUGUCUUCCAAAUGUAUGUCUAAAAAUUCUUAAAAAUAUGGUGAAUAACAAAUUUAUUAAUAUAUUUUCAAGCCCCACCUGCAUAUGUGUCAGGUUUUUUUUAAUUUUAUUUUUGUAUAUUGUUGAUGUAUGGAACUGGUGAUAAAACAGAAGGUGUGUGUGAUACUUUUGGUCUCUAUAUGGCUCUGUCUCUGCUACAUUAUUUCUCUGUUUUUAAAAUUGUUUUUUUUUUAUCUCUCAAGUACAACCAAUAGUAUGAUGCCUGUAAUUGUAAUAUGUGAACCUGGACCACGAAACCAUUCAUAAGGGUCUUUUUUUUUUUUUUUAAUUGAGUAUU
Messenger RNA from Onychostoma macrolepis, 2052 nucleotides. RefSeq names its product butyrophilin-like protein 3. The coding region runs from base 87 to 983 and encodes 298 amino acids. The transcript is spliced from 8 exons. The record is from RefSeq and is a predicted model, not a curated record. Lineage: Eukaryota; Metazoa; Chordata; Actinopteri; Cypriniformes; Cyprinidae.